AAUUAAAACAAAAAAAACAAAAAAAAAACAAAAUUACGGUUGCAGAAGUUUGGUGAAAGAAGAUGAAACGUUAUAAUUCAUAACCCUACCUCUUCCUGACUUCCCUCGCUUUGUCCUCUGUCUCUCUCCUGUUCUUUCCGUUGUGGCAUCACACGCACCCUGACCCAGGCAUUUAUUAUCUCUCCAUUGUCGAUCUGAAUCUGCUCGAACUCGGUGUUUGAAUCGCCCGAGCCAGUGACACAAAGAUGGCGCGGGCUCUGAGUCAACUCACCCCAAUCUCUAUGGUCAUCGUGAUCAUCAUAUUUCUCAUUCAACAACAACUGGCUUACGCCUCCGACAAUCUAAGCAGUCCGCUUAUCAUCCUCCGACCACCUCACUCCCAAGCACGCCCUGCCUUUGUAUUGCCUCUUCAUCGCUCUUCUUCUGCUCCCAAUUCUUCUUCUUCUUCUUCUUCCUCCUCCUCCUCAAAUCCCCAUCGCUUCCUUCAGAGAUCCGGCUCACCCUCUCGCCCCAAUGCUCGCAUGAGGCUCUACGACGAUCUCCUCCUCAAUGGGUAUUAUACCACACGGCUUUGGAUCGGGACACCGCCUCAGAGAUUUGCGCUUAUUGUGGAUACAGGGAGCACUGUUACGUAUGUCCCCUGCUCAACUUGCGAUCAGUGUGGCAAUCACCAGGACCCAAAGUUUGAUCCGGAACUUUCGAGCACUUACCAACCUGUAAAAUGCAACAUAGAUUGCACUUGUGAUAAUGAAAGGGAGCAAUGUGUUUAUGAGAGGCAAUAUGCUGAGAUGAGUACUAGCAGCGGCGUGCUUGGCGAGGAUCUUUUAUCCUUUGGCAAUCUGAGUGAACUUGCCCCCCACCGAGCUGUUUUUGGCUGUGAAAACGUGGAAACUGGCGACCUUUACAGUCAGCAUGCUGAUGGCAUAAUGGGAUUAGGCCGCGGUGAUCUUAGUGUGGUGGACCAACUUGUUGAUAAGGGUGUAAUUGGUGAUUCAUUUUCAUUAUGUUAUGGUGGAAUGGACAUUGGUGGGGGUGCAAUGGUUCUUGGUGAUAUCUCUCCUCCCUCGGAUAUGGUCUUUGCCCAUUCUGACCCCGUGCGAAGUCCAUAUUACAAUAUUGAUUUGAAGGAGAUUCAUGUUGCGGGGAAGCCAUUAUCUUUAAACCCAAGGGUCUUUGAUGGAAAGCAUGGAACUGUCCUGGAUAGUGGCACAACAUAUGCUUACUUACCUGAAUCAGCAUUUGUUGCAUUCAAGGAUGCUAUGAUGAAGGAACUUCAUUCUUUUAAGCAGAUUCGUGGGCCUGACCCCAAUUAUAAUGACAUCUGCUUUACUGGUGCUGGAAGGAAUGUCUCCCAGCUAUCAAACAUCUUUCCAGCAGUUGAUAUGGUAUUUUCUGGCGGACAAAAGUUGUCACUAUCACCUGAAAAUUAUUUGUUUCGUCAUUCAAAAGCGCGUGGUGCAUAUUGUCUGGGGAUUUUCCAGAAUGGAAAGGAUCCGACUACUCUUUUAGGAGGAAUUGUUGUUCGCAAUACACUUGUGAUGUAUGACCGUGAGCAUUCCAAAAUUGGUUUCUGGAAAACUAAUUGUUCUGAGUUAUGGGAAAGACUUCAAAUAUCCACUUCCUCUCCAACCUUGUCUCCAGCUUCUAAUGAGAAGAACUCGACUAUGGCAGUGCCACCUACACUAGCACCUAACGAAGCACCGCCUCAUGUAGUUCCAGAGAAUCUCCAAAUUGGGCAGAUAACAGUUGAUAUGUCACUAAACAUGAGCUAUGAAGAGCUAAAGCCUCACGCUACAGAACUGACCAAAUACAUAGCUCAUGGGUUAGAUGUUAAUGUUUCACAGGUCCACUUGUUGAAUUUUAAUUCUAGCGGAAAUAAUUCCUUCAUUAGAUGGGCCAUAGUCCCUGCAGAUUCUGCUGGUUACAUAUCUAAUACGACUGCAAUGACUAUAAUUGGCCAGCUUACUGAACAUCAUUUGGAGCUUCCUGCUGCCUUUGGCGAUUAUGAGUUGAUUGGAUGGAGUGUUGAACCCAAGGAAAAACGUACAUGGUGGCGGCAAAAUUACCUGGUGGUCAUUGUAGCAUUUUUUGUUGCUCUAGUCACCGGCUUAUCAACUUUUGGAUUGUGGUUUAUCUGGAGACGCCGACAGCAAACAGUCAAUGCAUAUAAGCCUGUUGAUGAGGUUAUCCCAGAGCAAGAACUCCAACCACUGAACUUUUAGAGCUGUCUCUGCUUGGUAGGCUGUUGCUAGAGUAUUUUCACUGUUUGCAUUUUUGACUCACACAGGUGAAGUGAAUAUGCCAGUUUUAAUUGAUGAAAAGAUUUUUGUCAAGUAAAACGAAGCGUUCUUUCAGUGCUUUUUUUUUUUUUUUUUUAAAUGAUAUUUGUUAAGAACCUCAGUUAGAGAGGCAUAGAAAGUACAACUCACAUUUUGGAAAUGUAAACAUAACCAAAAAAACAAAAAAAUAUUUGUAUGUGAAUAUUGUAUAACAUGCAGAUGAAAUCAAAAAGGUUGCUCAAUAAAGGCCAAUUUUUAAAAUGGUCAUUUGCCUUUUAA
Messenger RNA from Ziziphus jujuba (common jujube), 2558 nucleotides. RefSeq names its product aspartic proteinase CDR1. Bases 246 to 2222 code for a protein of 658 amino acids. Lineage: Eukaryota; Viridiplantae; Streptophyta; Magnoliopsida; Rosales; Rhamnaceae. Gene Ontology annotation, biological process: proteolysis. Gene Ontology annotation, molecular function: aspartic-type endopeptidase activity. The record is from RefSeq and is a predicted model, not a curated record. The transcript has 12 exons.